UCGAUUUCCCAACACUGGCUUUGAUUGGUUUUUGUUUAUUCGAUAUAUACAGCGUGCGCUCGUUCGUAAUAAAUAAAAUAAUGUAACCCGAAGUAAUGUAACCGUUACCACUCGCUACGAUACACCCCCUUCACUCACUGUGCAAAGUUCCCGCGGAAAAAAAGGAAAACAAAAACAGCUCAAUUGUACUGAAACCCACUCCACAUACCUUGUAUGUAUGUACUUGGCUUACACAAAUGCUGUAUUUGCACAAAACCUUGUGAUAUUGAGGUCAAGAUCUGAGGAGAAAAGUCCCUCUCCCGAUUUACCCGGAAAUUCUCCAUCAUCGUCCCUGAGCAUUGUGGCCACCUGUUCGAUGGUUCAAGGAGCCUCGAACAGCGAAAGAGCGUCCUCUGAUGACUUGGCCAUCGUUUCGGAGACAGCCACAUUGCCAGCCACACCUGUGAGCACCAACUCACCGAUCCUGAAUAGUCCCAUCUCCGAGACAGCAUCAGCAUCCACCCGAGUCAUGACAUCUCCUAACGUCAUCACCACCGUUGUAAUACAGGACUUGCACAACUUUAUGAGUCCUGAUGACCUACCGAAGGUGCCCGCCUCGACGGCACAGGAUACCGAGGUGGUGCUAAAUAGCUCGGCGGGAACCACAGCUUCGAUAGCUACCACAUCUUCUUCCACACACAAGCCCGGAUCGCCACGCGCUUCCCAUUCUCAGCAGACCACGCCUCAAAAGAGUAGAUAUAAGAAUCACAACAAUAACCAGGAGGAUAUCAACUCUAUCGAAAGCAUUUCCAGCUUCCCAAGGUUUCAGGGAAACGCCGCUGAUUUUGAUUGGAUUGACGAGAUGGUGCAACAACGAAACUGCAAUGAACUAAUGCAUAAGAAUAAGAGAAAGAAGUCAAAGAAGGUCGAGGGCCUGGAAGCCGAUCAACUGGACGGAAAAAUCUUUGGCUACGAUAAUGACAAGGCUAAAUUAAAUGGCAAGGAUGAUGGCGACAAUGACGAAAAGGUUGUCAAAUGUUUGUACUACUCACUCAUGUGUUGCGAUUGUACUAUAUCGUAAAUGGAUCGUACGAACGAGUCCGCGUCCAUGUAAAAUACCUCUCAACCACCUAUGUAAAAAUAUAUAUUCGAUUUUGUAUACUUUA
Molecule: messenger RNA, 1145 nt
Organism: Drosophila takahashii
Lineage: Eukaryota; Metazoa; Arthropoda; Insecta; Diptera; Drosophilidae
Source: RefSeq, a predicted model, not a curated record